This is a messenger RNA of Harpia harpyja (harpy eagle), 1022 nucleotides long. It is a transcript of the gene GPR119, whose product is annotated as G protein-coupled receptor 119. The record is from RefSeq and is a predicted model, not a curated record. Gene Ontology annotation, cellular component: membrane. Gene Ontology annotation, biological process: adenylate cyclase-activating G protein-coupled receptor signaling pathway; regulation of metabolic process. The coding region runs from base 42 to 1022 and encodes 326 amino acids. The transcript has a single exon. Gene Ontology annotation, molecular function: G protein-coupled receptor activity; phosphatidylcholine binding. Lineage: Eukaryota; Metazoa; Chordata; Aves; Accipitriformes; Accipitridae.
GGGACGUGCCGUCCUUGCGCUGUGCCCCACAGGGGACAGCCAUGGCUAGCUCAGCCCUGGGAGCCACCCUCGCUGUGCUGGCCUCGCUCAUCAUCACUGCCAACGUGCUGGUGGCCAUUGCUCUCCUUCGCCUCAUCCAGAAGAGCAGCUCCAAGGGGCUCUAUUUUGUCCUUAAUCUCGCCGUUGCGGAUGCCAUGGUUGGCUUCACGGUCAUGGGUUUGGUCAUGGAUGAAUUUUCCCAGCCCUUUUAUCCUCCCCAGAUCUUCUGCGUUUUGAGAAUGGCUUUCGUGACCUCCUCUUCUGCUGCCUCUAUCCUAUCCCUGAUUAUGGUUGCGUGUGACCGGCACCUGGCAAUCAGGAAGCCUUUCCACUAUUUCCAGCGGGUGACAGGCUUGCGGGUCGGGGUGCGCUUGGUGGGGCUCUGGCUGGUCGCUGCCAUCAUCGGCUUCCUCCCAGUCCUCAGUCCGAGCUUUCAGAAGAUCUCCACCCAUGAGAAGUGCUCCUUCUUCGGGGUCUUCCACCCUGCCUACAUGCUCACCGUCUUCUGUGUCGGCUUCUUCCCAGCGCUCUUUCUCUUCAUUUAUCUCUACUGUGACAUGCUGAAAAUUGCCUCUGUGCAUGUGCAGCAUAUCCAGAAAGUGGAGCAUGCAGGGCUGGCGGGGGGCUGCCCCCCAUCCCGCACCACCAGCGACAUGAAGGCCAUGCGCACUGUCGCCAUGCUCAUCGGGUGCUUCACGCUGUCCUGGCUGCCGUUCUUCAUCGCCAGCAUCGUGCAAACUGUCUGUCUUGAGUGCUUCCCCUACAGAGUCAUUGAGAACUACCUCUGGCUGCUGGGACUGUGCAACUCCCUCCUGAACCCCCUGCUCUACUCCUACUGGCAGAAGGAUGUGCGGCUGCAGCUCUCCCAGCUGGCUGCAGACGUGAAGAGGAGAGUCCUCCUCCACCUGGGGAAUGGCCACCGUUUCUCUGGUAGAGGCACCAAGUCUCUCCCCACUGUGUCCUGUCUGCGGCUCCAGGACUGA